GCAUGCUAUUUUUCAAGCAAACAGUAUUCAAGUAAUGGACCCUACUUGACGAGAGGAAUACAACAAUUGCACUACAUAGUGCAGAAAGGAAAAACACCAUUUUGUGAGCAUUCAUCUCUUACCUCAAAGUCCAACAUGAUGUUCACAAAGCUUGUAACAUUUCAGUUUAUUCUCAUCACCUUUUUCUUCUCACUUUUAAGGUUCUCUUCCUCGGAAGUUUCUGGUGUUUCUUUAUCCAACGGUACUGUUAUGUUUGGCCAUGAAGCUGUCGAAGAUAAAAACAUUGAAGCAAGUGCUCUAUUGAAGUGGAAAGCCAGCCUUGAUAACCAAAGCCAGGUUUCCUUGUCUUCUUGGUCUACUUUCACUAGCCCUUGCAAGUGGAAGGGCAUAGUUUGUGAUGAAUCCAACUCUAUCAGCACUAUAAAUCUUGUAAACUUUGGACUAAAAGGUACACUUCUCAAUCUAAACUUCUCAUCCUUUCCUAAGCUUCUGAGGUUUCAUGUAAGUUACAACAACCUCGGUGGACCUAUUCCUCGUCAACUUGGUAACAUGUCCAAACUUUCUGAGUUGAGAAUGGAUCAUAAUUACUUUAGUGAUUCCAUCCCCCAAGAAAUAGGGACACUGCAUAACUUGGAGUAUCUGUUCUUGAGAGCAAAUCAACUUUCUGGUUCCAUCCCCCUCACAAUUGGAAUGUUGACAAAUCUUGUUACACUUGAUUUAUCAUCCAACCAUCUCUCUGGUACAAUCCCUUCACUAAGAAACUUGACAAAUUUACAAGAACUUAUCCUCUUCAACAACCUUCUCUCUGGUCCUAUCCCUGAGCAUUUGGGAGGACUUCAUCAUCUCACAACAAUCAAAUUGUUAAAAAAUCAUAUUUCUGGGCUAAUCCCUUCUUCCAUAGGAGACCUGGCUAAUUUGAUGAAACUUCAGCUCACUCGUAAUCAACUACAGGGGUCAAUUCCUUCCUCUCUUGGAAACUUGACAAAGCUCAUUGAAUUGUCCAUGUCUGAAAACAUGCUUUCUGGUUCAAUUCCUGCUUCCAUAGGAAACUUGGUCAAUCUAGAAAAGCUUAACCUUGCACAAAACAAACUUUCUGGACCUAUUCCCUCUAUCUUCAGAAAUUUGACUAAGCUUACCUUCCUAUUACUUCAUGUGAACAAACUUACCGGAAAUUUCUCAGCAGCAACAAGUAACCUUACCAAUUUAGUAAAUUUACAACUAAGCUCUAAUCAUUUCACUGGCCCUUUGCCACAAUAUAUUUGCCUUGGAGGGUCACUUUUAUGUUUUGCAGCCAAUGAAAAUCGUUUCACUGGCCCAAUUCCAUCAAGUUUGAAGAACUGCUCUAGUCUUGAAAGGCUCAACCUUGCAGAAAAUAUGUUGAUGGGAAACAUUAAUGAUUUUGGUAUGUAUCCAAAUUUGGAGUACAUUGAUCUGAGUAGAAAUGCCUUCAACGGUCACCUUUCAUCAAAUUGGGUCAAAUGUCAUAAUCUCAUAGGCCUGUUUAUCUCAUACAACAGAUUAUUCGGUGGUAUACCCCCAGAGUUAGGCCAGGCACCUAAAUUACAAAGGCUUAAACUUUCUUCAAACAGCCUAACGGGAAAGAUUCCAAAAGAACUUGGGAACUUGACCCAGUUGUUUGAACUCUCCAUAAGUAACAACAAUCUUUCAGGCAACAUUCCCUUCGAAAUUGGUUCCUUAAAGCAACUUCGGAUCUUUGAUCUUUCAACAAAUGUUUUAAGUGGUCCAAUCCCAAAACAGCUCGGAAGGUUGCUCAAGUUAAAUCACUUGAACUUAAGCCAUAACAAAUUAAAUGAAAGCAUUCCGUCUGAAUUUAGCCAACUGCAACAUCUUCGAGAACUUGAUCUUAGUUGGAAUUUGUUGAAUGGAAAAAUUCCAGCAACACUUCGAAAAUUGAAGAUGUUGGAAAACUUGAACCUCUCCCACAACAAUCUCAGCGGAAACAUUUCCUCAAGUUUUAAGGAUAUGCUCAGUUUGACAAACGUUGACAUAUCUAAUAACCAAUUAGAGGGUCCAAUUCCUAACAAUCGAGCCUUCCUUAAGGCUCCAUUUCAAGCAUUGCAGAACAACAAAAACUUGUGUGGCUAUGCUUCUGGGCUGAUGCCUUGCCCGCAGUUGUUGAGUCACAAUCCUCAUCGUAAGAAGAUCAAGAUGUUACUCUUCCUUACUUUGGGUGCAUUAUUUGUUGUUGGAGUUUCACUAUACAUUCAUUGGCAAAAAGCAAGAAAAAUCAAAAAGCAAGAGAGAGAAGAAAAAAAUGGAGAUCUUUUUUCUAUAUUGCAUUAUGAUGGGAAAAUAGUGCAUGAAACAAUCAUCGAAGCAACGAAUAAUUUCGAUGAAAGAUAUCUCAUCGGAAAAGGAGGGUUUGGAGGUGUUUACAAGGCCAUCUUACCCUCUGGCCAGAUUGUUGCUGUGAAGAAACUUCAGGUUGAAGUUGACAGUGAAAUGGUUGAUUUUAAGGCUUUUACAUCUGAAGUUCGAACCCUGACAGAAAUCAAACAUCGUAACAUUGUGAAGUUGCAUGGGUUUUGUGAACAUCCACGCUAUCGUUUCUUGGUUUAUGAGUUCGUAGAAGGUGGCAGCUUGGACAAAGUACUAAACAACGACACACAUGCAUCAAUGUUUGACUGGAAUAAGAGGGUUAACGUUGUUAAAGGUGUGGCAAAUGCUUUGUAUCAUAUGCACCAUGGUUGCUCUCCUUCUAUUGUUCAUCGUGACAUAUCAAGCAAGAAUGUUCUCAUAGAUUUGGAAUAUGAAGCUCGCUUAUCUGACUUUGGAACAGCAAAGAUUCUUAAUCCUAAUUCACGUAAUUUAACUUCGUUUGCAGGCACUUAUGGAUAUGCUGCACCAGAGCUUGCUUAUACAAUGGAAGUGAAUGAGAAAUGUGAUGUGUUCAGUUUUGGGGUGCUUUGUUUGGAAAUAAUAAUCGGAAAUCACCCAGGAGAUUUGAUUUCUUCGAUGCAUUCACCAUCUUCAACAUCAGUAACAGCUAAUUUGCUAUUGAAGGAUGUGAUGGACCAACGAUUACCUUUUCCAGUGAUGCCAGUUGUUAAGGAGGUGGUAAUCAUUGCAAAAGUGGCAUUUGCUUGUUUGAAUGAAAGACCACUUUCUCGUCCAACCAUGGAAGAUGUUUAUAACAAGUUUGUGAUGCCUAAGUCACCUUUAACGAGGGAUACACUCAACACCAUUGUUCUUGGACAACUUCAAAAUUAUUGAACAUGGUUUCCUUGUGUGUUCCAAUAAGUUUAGAGUUCUUUUUUCCUCUCUCAUGCUGCUUAUCAUGUGUUGUCUGGAAAUAUUUGGCAAUAAAUUGGUGGUGGGCAAUAAAUUGUUUAAGUUAUGAAAUUUUAUCCUAAUAUAUUAUAGAACAAUGAUAUUUUGACUACUAAAUUUUAACAAU
Vigna unguiculata (cowpea) is the source of this 3418-nucleotide messenger RNA. RefSeq lists its product as uncharacterized. The record is from RefSeq and is a predicted model, not a curated record. NCBI's taxonomy places the organism in Eukaryota, Viridiplantae, Streptophyta, Magnoliopsida, Fabales, Fabaceae. Gene Ontology annotation, biological process: protein phosphorylation. Gene Ontology annotation, molecular function: protein kinase activity; ATP binding; protein binding.